AUGGCCACCGGCAGCCACAGGGACCUGGCUGGCAGCUCAGACCCCCGAUGCUCCCCACAGGACUACCACAGCCCCCAGGACAGCACAGCCCUUCUGCCACCAGCCCUGAGGCCCUGGGAGGCAUCUCAGGACAGGGACAACCCGCUGCAGUGGCAGCAUCCUGCUCUCGCAGGCAGGCCGGCCACGGGGCAGGCAGGCAGCGGGCAGGGGCGUCGGGCAGGGAUCCUGCAGCUCCCACAGCCCGCGGACCGCUCUCCAUCUCCCCGCGUGUCCGGGGCGCUCGGAGGUGACAUCCCACCGCCGUGCCCUCCCCAGCCGUGCCCUAACAGCUGCUCUCGCCCCUUCCCCAGCACGUCGCAGGCGGGUGGCAGCCCCCGGGCCGAGGACCCGGGGCCGUGUGUCGGGGCGCACUCGCGCACCCCGAGCCGGGGCAGCCAGCGCGUCGAGUGCAUCAUCUGCUACUCCUCCUACGACCUGGGCGUGCGGCUGCCGCGGCGCCUCUACUGCGGCCACACCUUCUGCCAGGCGUGCCUGAAGCGCCUGGACGCGGUCAGCAACGAGCAGCGCUGGAUCCCGUGCCCGCAGUGCCGCCAGAGCACGCCCACGCCGCGCGGCGGGGUCCCCAUGCUGGACCUCGACCUGGCCGCCUUCCUGGCCCUCAGGGCUGAGCGGCAGCAGCCGCGGGCGGCCGGCAGCGCCCCGGCCUCGCCGCCCGCCAAGGCUGCCAAGGAGCCGGCGGGGCCCGAGCAGCCGAGGUAG
Molecule: messenger RNA, 759 nt
Organism: Lonchura striata (white-rumped munia)
Lineage: Eukaryota; Metazoa; Chordata; Aves; Passeriformes; Estrildidae
Source: RefSeq, a predicted model, not a curated record